GCGACAGCUGCGAGUAUACAGCUUCAGGACAUGGCCGACAAAGCUCUACAUUUCCUCUCGCACGCAAGCAACGAGACCCUCGGAGCCUGCAUUGUCGGUCUGGCCGCCACGACCUACUUUGUUCUGGGAAGAGUUGGCCUCGUAUUGAUUGGUAUCGUCGGUGGCGUAGCACUGCAUGCGACAUGGGAGGCUUCUCACUCUUCGCCCGAUAGACUUGGUGUGAGCGAGGCUGAACAGAAGAAGCGACGAGAAGUUGGUCUGGACGUCGUACACCGUCUCUUGUUGUCGAGGGAAACCCAGAAGAACAAGCCAGAGGCGGACGAGUCGGACGACCAAGUCACACCAUUGGCUUCGACCAAGGCUGACUUCUCGUCCUUCCGUCCUGACACGCAGGCUGCUCUGAAUGUCUUUACCAAUGCCGUCAUCCGCGAUUAUGUCAACUGGUGGUACUCGCCUGUUCUCCCUGGCGAAGACUCGUUCCCUUCUGCCUGCCGUCAAGUCCUUGUCGGCUUCAUUGUCUCACUCUCCAAUCACCUGUCCCGCAAAAGACCGGUCGACACCUUCCUAGAUUUCGUUACCAACUCCUCCUCGAUCGUCAUCGUCUUCCUCAAUGAGCUCGCCGCCGCCCUCAAUGCAUCGCCCAACUCUACCUCCGAAGAAGCCGUUCACGCCUACCUCGAGAUGAAGCCCGACAGCAGUCUCGCCAGCAUCAUGGACUCCAAACAUCAAGAGAAGAAGCUCAAGGUUGUCGCAAACGAUAUUCUCCUGAAAUACCUCGACAACAAGACCUACAUGUGUGCCCCUGCUCAAGUCUUCCUCAAGCAGGUCCUGGCCAAGUUGGUCCUGUCCAUGACCGUCGACAGCUGCUCAAAACCCGAAUUCAUCAACCAGUGGAUUGUCUACCUGCUUGAGGAUGGCGAGCCCGAGUUGAUGGAGGUCAUUGACGCUGGCGUCGAGGGCUCUGCCGUCGUCAACAAGAAAAAGGUCUCUAUGGACGAACAGCCAGAAAAGCCCGCAUCUAGCCCUGAGACCGUCCGCGAACACAGGCGCAAGGCCAGCCGCAACAGAGCUGAAGAGGCCAUGGACGAAGCUAUGAAAGAAGCGCAGAGGCUUAGUCAGCUGAUUGCUGAAGAGGAUGCGAAAAAGUCCUUGGAUGAGCCGUCUGCUGUUGUCAGCAGUGGCGACAUAUCAGAGACUACUACUCAAGGCAUCAUGACUCCUUCGUCGUCCCAAGGAGAUGCCGAUGAGAGCUCCAAGCCGGAUGCGUCCAAGUCCUCACCCACUGGCGAUUCCACGAGACAAUCCGAGGACACGAGGAAACCUUUCACCAGUUUCGACCAGAUAGUCCCAGUCACAAGCCCUACCGCUUUGGUCAGCCAGGAAGAGAGACUACGUCUCAAGCCACCGCCUGUCUUGACUCUGUACAACGCUUCAAUCAACAUUUUUGAUGAUGCUUCUCCUGGAAACAAUACAGUUAUGCGAUCAAAACCCAAUGUGGACUACAUGAUCCAGAUCGAGCCCACGUCGUCGAGCUUCCCUGGCUGGAUGAUCGUUCGCAAGUAUACCGACUUUGAAACUCUGCACGAGGUUCUUCGUCGCAUCUCUGUUAUCACCGGCACUCGCUUCACCGACUCUCAUGCCAAUCUGCCUUCGUGGAAGAACAACACCAAGCAUGCACUCCGCAAUGAUCUGGAACGUUAUCUGAACGAUGCAGUUCGUCUGCAGCCUCUAGCCGAGAGCGAGGGCAUGAAGCGAUUCUUGGACAAGGAUGGCGGUGCUUCUCGUUCGCCUGGCGGUAGCAAAGGCUUUGGCUGGCCGACGCCGGUUGCUUUCGAUCAAAUGGGCAAGAGCAUGAUGGAUACAUUGACCAAGGCUCCUACACAAGUAGCCGGAGGUGGAAAGGCGAUCUUUGGCGGUGUUACUAGCAUCCUCGGUGGCAAGCGUAAUUCUGUCGCCACAAACCACAACGCCAGCCGCUCAUCCAUCUCGUUGAACCCUGCCAACUUCCUCGAGGACAGCUAUAUGGGUAGCGUGAGUAAUGCUGGUGUCGAGAGACAGAGCACCGACAGUGUCAGAAGUAUUCCUGCACCUCUGUCGCGCACUCCAUCGAUGACGAAACGUGUCCCACCAGCUGCUCAGUCUGGUCACAAAGUCGACCAAUCAGUCGACUGGAAAACAAGACCUAGCUUCUCAACUCCUCGUACUUCCUACCAAGGCACAAGAAGUGGAGAGCUCAGUCGUCCCUCGUCUUCAACAGGUCUGGCAAAGCUUGACACGGGACUCCAUCUCCCUCCUCCACCUUCGGAUAUCCCUGACGACUAUGCCUCCCCAACAGCAGUAUCGCAUCAGCCUAGCAGAAUCAGCGACGAUAUGACGUACAGCUCUCCUAACACUCGCACACCUGCCUCAAGGUAUCCCACUUCUGGCAUAAGGUCACGACGCACGUCUAGAUCUCCAGAAGCCACUUCAACACGAUCGGCGUCGAUAGCGACAACCAAAGCCACACCGCCGAUCUCAGAACAAGAAACACAAGUAGCAGUCGAACUCCUCUUCGCCGUAAUCACCGAACUCUACACUUUGUCCUCGGCCUGGAAUAUCCGCCGCACCCUUCUCAAUGCCGCAAAGUCAUUCCUCCUCCGACCUGGCAACCCCCAACUCGAAGCCAUUCGCCAGCUCAUCCAGACCAACGUCAUUGAAACCUCCACUGCUGACUCCUCCAUUGCCGCUCAUAUCCUCAAGAUUAGAGAAAACUCAUUGCCUACUGAAGAUGAGUUGAAAGCGUGGCCGAAAGAGAUGAGUGCAGACGAAAAAGAGGCAUUGAGAGUGAAGGCCAGGGCACUGCUUGUGGAGAGGGGUAUGCCUGCUGCGUUGACUAGUGUCAUGGGUCAGGCUGCUAGUGGAGAGGCACUGGGGAGGGUGUUUGAUUGUUUGCAGGUUGAGGGGGUGGGGAGGGGUGUUGUGUUUGGGGUUAUGCUGCAGGCGUUGAGGGCGAUUGUGCAGUAG
Molecule: messenger RNA, 3003 nt
Organism: Aureobasidium namibiae CBS 147.97
Lineage: Eukaryota; Fungi; Ascomycota; Dothideomycetes; Dothideales; Saccotheciaceae
Exons: 3
Cellular component (GO): intracellular membrane-bounded organelle
Molecular function (GO): phosphatidylinositol binding
Source: RefSeq, a predicted model, not a curated record